GAAUAAUGCUUAUAAUAAGAAGGGAACAGGAACAAGCUCUAUAGAUGAGAAAAAUAAAUUUCUUUAGCCCGCAGUAAUGGCAGAAACUAAAGAGAAUGAUACUAAAGUAAAAGCAACGGCGUCCAAGCAGUUACCUGCUGUACCAGAAUCUGUAUUGAAAAGAAGAAAACAUCGUGAAAAAGCUAAGGCAGCUCGCGUGCAAAUUGCGCUUAAGAAAGUAGCUAAUCGUUAUAAGAAAAGAAAAGAGAUCUUUAAAAGAGCUGAACAAUAUGUAAAAGAAUAUAGAGUUAAAGAAAGGGAUGAGAUUAGAUUGAUCAGGGAAGCUAAGAAGCAUGGAAAUUACUAUAUUCCUGGAGAAGCUAAGCUUGCAUUUGUUAUUCGUAUCCGAGGUGUAAAUCAGGUUGCACCUAAAGUACGCAAAGUUCUGCAGUUAUUUCGAUUGAAACAAAUUAAUAAUGGAGUUUUUAUUAAAUUGAAUAAGGCCACCAUUAAUAUGCUUCGUAUUAUUGAACCUUAUAUAACAUGGGGUUAUCCAAACCUAAAAUCUGUUAGAGAAUUAAUAUACAAAAGAGGUUUUGCAAAGGUUAACAGACAACGAAUUCCAAUCACAAGUAAUGCUAUUAUUGAGAAGGCCUUAGGUCGCAAGAAUAUUAUUUGUACUGAAGACUUAAUUCAUGAAAUUUUUACCGUUGGUAUGAAAUUUAAAUAUGCAAGUAAUUUCCUGUGGCCAUUUAAGUUAAAUACACCUACUGGAGGUUGGCGUAAAAAGACAAAUCACUACGUUGAAGGAGGAGAUUUUGGAAAUCGUGAAGAUAAAAUUAAUGAAUUAUUGAGGCGUAUGGUAUAAAAAUCAAAAUGUGCUUUAAUAAAAAUA
Messenger RNA from Ceratosolen solmsi marchali, 874 nucleotides. It is a transcript of the gene RpL7, whose product is annotated as ribosomal protein L7. The transcript has 6 exons. The record is from RefSeq and is a predicted model, not a curated record. Bases 77 to 847 code for a protein of 256 amino acids. Gene Ontology annotation, molecular function: RNA binding; structural constituent of ribosome. Gene Ontology annotation, biological process: maturation of LSU-rRNA from tricistronic rRNA transcript (SSU-rRNA, 5.8S rRNA, LSU-rRNA). Lineage: Eukaryota; Metazoa; Arthropoda; Insecta; Hymenoptera; Agaonidae. Gene Ontology annotation, cellular component: cytosolic large ribosomal subunit.